Messenger RNA from Saccostrea echinata, 608 nucleotides. RefSeq names its product succinate dehydrogenase assembly factor 2, mitochondrial-like. Gene Ontology annotation, biological process: mitochondrial respiratory chain complex II assembly; tricarboxylic acid cycle; protein-FAD linkage. Gene Ontology annotation, cellular component: mitochondrion. The transcript has a single exon. The coding region runs from base 33 to 473 and encodes 146 amino acids. The record is from RefSeq and is a predicted model, not a curated record. Lineage: Eukaryota; Metazoa; Mollusca; Bivalvia; Ostreida; Ostreidae.
UGUUUACUUUACGUAACUUCAUUUUGAGCAAAAUGUCGAAUCUACCUCGACUCCUUAGAUUAUCUACUGUCGCAAGAUGUUACAGAAAUUUUCCAAGAUAUUCAAGUUCAACGUCUGGAAACGGUGAUCAACCAGAAUUUAUACCUGUUCCAGAAUAUGCAGAGCGACAUGGAGAAAAUAUGGAAGUGAGGAAAGCUCGACUACUUUACCAGAGCAGAAAGAGAGGAAUGCUUGAGAAUGGUCUUCUUCUUAGUACAUUUGCUUCAAAAUAUCUAAGUGAUAUGACAGAGCGCCAGGUUGAGUUAUACGACACACUAAUAAACAAACCAAGUAAUGACUGGGAAAUUUAUUAUUGGGCAACGGGAAAUAAGCCCACGCCAGAGGAAUAUCAAAGUGAAAUAAUGGACAUGUUGAAGGAACACGCUAGGAACGAAGACAGGGAUUGUAGGAUCACUCAACCACCAUUAUUUUAAUAUUUAGUUGAUGCAGUGACUGAGAACAUGUUGAAUGAGCCAAUUGUGUUUUGUAAUAUUAUGCUUUUAAAAUGCCUAUUUUGUUAGCCAUAUCUUGUUUUAAAUUUCGAAAAACCAUUAAAAGAAGUUGUUCAA